AUGUCUUUUAUUUUUAUUCCUACUGUUAGAACAUUACAUCAAGCUGAACUUGUUCUUAAACAUAAAAAUACAUAUUUAAGAGUAAAUUCUUCUCAUAUGGAAGUUCCAGAAUUAGUAGAAUUUAUUCAUCAAUUAGUAAAUAAAUAUCCAGGUCAAAAAAUUUAUGUUGAUCUUCAAGGAAGUAAAAUUAGAAUAUCUCGUUCACAACCAAAUCUUAUCUUAACAAAAGAUCAAUUAGUUGAAUUAACUAUUAAAACACCAACAAAAGAUACAAAAUCAAUUCAUAUUGGAAAUCCUAAUACUAUUAAAUUACUUUCUCAAGGAACUCAUGUUAAAAUUGAUGAUGGAAGAAUGGAAAUUGUUAUUAAUUAUAUUAAAGAUUCAGAAACUGCUAUAGCAACAGUUCUUAAAGGUGGUGAAUUAAAACCAGGAAAAGGUUUUAAUUUACAACCACAUCCUUUUAUUCAAAAUCAAUUAAGUGAAAGAGAUGCAGAAAUUGUUGAAAAAUUAAAAGAUAUUAAAGAAGUAUGUUUUGCUUUAUCAUUUGUUUGUGUUGUUGAAGAAAUUCAAGAUUUAAAGAAAAGAAGUAAUGGAAAAUAUGUUGUUGCUAAAAUUGAACGAGAAAUGGAUUUAGAAAGAUUAAAAACAAUUUCAAAUCAAUCUGAUGAAAUUUGGAUUUGUAGAGGUGAUAUGGGUGUUCAAUUAGGAUUUGUUGGAAUGGCUAAAUUCGUUAGAGAAUAUACUACAUUUAUGAAACAAUUAAAUUGUCCAUCAAUUAUGGCUGGUGAAGUAAUGGAACAUUUAUGUGAUAAUAUUAUUCCUACACGUUCUGAAAUAUGUUAUUUAGGAAAUUUAAUUGCUGAUGGUUAUAAUGGAAUAGUAUUAUCUGAUGAAACUGUUUUUGGAAAAUAUCCACAACAAACAAUGGAUUUUUGUUAUGAUUUUGUCCAACAAUACUUAAAUUAA
This is a messenger RNA of Entamoeba dispar SAW760, 966 nucleotides long. RefSeq names its product pyruvate kinase, putative. Lineage: Eukaryota; Evosea; Mastigamoebida; Endamoebidae. The record is from RefSeq and is a predicted model, not a curated record. Gene Ontology annotation, molecular function: potassium ion binding; pyruvate kinase activity; magnesium ion binding. Gene Ontology annotation, biological process: glycolytic process. The transcript has a single exon. Bases 1 to 966 code for a protein of 321 amino acids. Gene Ontology annotation, cellular component: cytoplasm.